Molecule: messenger RNA, 4788 nt
Organism: Dryobates pubescens (Downy woodpecker)
Lineage: Eukaryota; Metazoa; Chordata; Aves; Piciformes; Picidae
Gene: PAPOLA
Product: poly(A) polymerase alpha
Exons: 22
Coding region: 317-2533 (738 amino acids)
Cellular component (GO): nucleus
Molecular function (GO): poly(A) RNA polymerase activity; RNA binding
Source: RefSeq, a predicted model, not a curated record
CCGCGCUGCUGCGUCAGGCCCCCCCCGGUCUAGAACGUUGCUGUGGUACCGUCUGGGCGCCAUGUUAGAAGGCCGGAGGGGAAGAGGAAAGUGAAGCGGCGGCGGCCGGGCCUAGCGAAAGGCUUUCUCCUCUCUCUAAGGCCUGACGCCGGCCCUUACCAUGGUCACGAUUCCCGCUUCCUGGCGGGACGAGUGACCGGCCCAGAGGCGGCAGUGGUGGGGGAGGACGAAGAAAAGAGGAGGAGGGAGAAGGGAACGACGAGGUGGUGGUGGUGGCGGCGACGGCGGCGGAGGAGGAGGAGGGGCCGGAGAGACGAUGCCGUUUCCCGUUACAACCCAGGGAUCACAAACGCAGCAACUACAGAAGCAUUAUGGCAUUACCUCACCUAUCAGUUUAGCUGCCCCCAAGGAGUUUGACUGCAUGCUUACCCAGAAAUUAAUUGAAACCCUAAAACCUUACGGUGUAUUUGAAGAGGAAGAAGAACUGCAACGCAGGAUUCUAAUUUUGGGCAAGUUAAAUAACUUGGUGAAGGAAUGGAUACGGGAAAUCAGCGAAAGCAAGAAUCUUCCACAGUCUGUAAUAGAAAAUGUUGGUGGAAAAAUUUUUACAUUUGGAUCCUAUAGAUUAGGGGUUCAUACAAAAGGUGCUGAUAUUGAUGCCCUGUGUGUUGCACCAAGGCAUGUUGAAAGAAGUGAUUUUUUCACGUCAUUUUAUGAAAAACUGAAACAGCAAGAGGAAGUCAAAGACCUGAGGGCUGUUGAAGAGGCUUUUGUCCCAGUUAUUAAACUUUGUUUUGAUGGAAUAGAGAUUGAUAUUUUGUUUGCAAGAUUAGCACUGCAAACUAUUCCUGAGGACUUAGACCUACGAGAUGAUAGCCUACUCAAAAAUUUAGACAUUAGAUGCAUACGAAGUCUUAAUGGUUGCCGGGUAACCGAUGAAAUUCUGCAUCUAGUACCAAACAUUGACAACUUCAGGUUAACACUGAGAGCUAUCAAACUGUGGGCAAAACGCCACAACAUCUAUUCCAAUAUACUAGGUUUCCUUGGUGGUGUUUCCUGGGCUAUGCUAGUAGCAAGAACCUGCCAGCUUUAUCCAAAUGCAAUAGCAUCAACUCUUGUACAUAAAUUUUUCUUGGUAUUUUCUAAAUGGGAAUGGCCAAAUCCAGUGCUAUUGAAACAGCCAGAAGAAUGCAAUCUUAAUUUGCCUGUAUGGGACCCAAGGGUAAACCCCAGUGAUAGGUACCAUCUUAUGCCUAUAAUUACACCAGCAUACCCACAGCAGAACUCUACCUACAAUGUGUCCGUUUCCACACGGAUGGUCAUGGUUGAGGAAUUUAAACAAGGUCUUGCUAUCACAGAUGAAAUUUUGCUGAGUAAGGCAGAGUGGUCCAAACUUUUUGAAGCUCCAAACUUCUUUCAAAAGUACAAGCAUUAUAUUGUACUUCUAGCAAGUGCACCGACUGAAAAACAGCGACUAGAAUGGGUGGGCUUGGUGGAAUCAAAAAUCCGUAUUCUAGUUGGAAACCUGGAGAAGAAUGAAUUCAUUACACUGGCUCAUGUGAAUCCACAGUCAUUCCCAGCACCCAAGGAGAAUCCUGACAAGGAAGAAUACCGUACAAUGUGGGUGAUUGGGUUGGUGUUUAAGAAAACUGAAAAUUCUGAAAAUUUAAGUGUUGAUCUUACCUAUGAUAUUCAGUCAUUUACAGACACAGUUUAUAGGCAAGCAAUAAACAGCAAGAUGUUUGAGAUGGAUAUGAAGAUUGCUGCAAGGCAUGUGAAACGUAAGCAACUUCACCAACUCCUACCUAAUCACGUGCUUCAGAAAAAGAAAAAGCAUUCGACAGAAGGGAUCAGGUUGACUGCUCUGAAUGACAGCAGCCUAGAUUUGUCUAUGGACAGUGAUAACAGCACGUCUGUGCCUUCGCCUACUAGUGCUAUGAAGACGAGUCCAUUGAACAGUUCCGGAAGUUCUCAGGGAAGCAGUCCUGCGCCAGCUGUAACAGCAUCAUCUGUGACCAACAUACAGGCUUCUGAAGUCACUGUGCCACAAAUAAAUUCCAGUGAAAGCUCAGGGGGUACUUCAAAUGAAAGCAUUCCUCAAACUGCCACACAACCAGCCAUUUCUCCACCACCAAAGCCUACCAUCUCUAGAGUUGUUUCCCCAGUGUAUCUAUUAAAUCCAUCACCGAGAACUUCAGGAAAUGUUGCAACAAAAAUGCCUAGCCCUGUCAUAGCAGUGAAAAGGACAUCUUCUCCCCAUAAAGAAGAUUCUCCCAAGAAAAUGAAAAUUGAAGAGCAGGAUGAAAUGAGUGAAGAGUUGAGCUGUACAGAUUUGAAUGAGCAUGAAAAAAUGGAAACUAAGGAGCAACCUGAGACAGAAGCGAAUGUUAAUUCUCAAACAGAAACUCCUCAGACAACUUCUCUGCAAGCUCCUCAGAAAACACCCAGUACAGACCUUUCAGAUAUUCCUGCUCUCCCUGCAAAUCCUAUUCCUGUUAUCAAGAAUUCAAUAAAAUUGAGAUUGAACCGGUAAAAACAACCUCAGGGGUCCAUAAACAGUACCUGCCAACUCAACCUGUUGUCUUCUAAUGCUAGAAAAAAGAACGGAGGGUGCAAGACUAGAACAUAAUUGCAAAUGGAUUUAGAUAUAUUUUGUGCACUUCCCUUUCUGGACUAAUACCACCACUUGACUGGAAGUCCAGGUUAGUAUGUGAAGCCAGGAGUACAAUUAAUGUGUUAGCAACAGUUGUAUUAAAUAUUUUGAAGGAUUACUGCCUUUAAAAACAUGAACACUAUUUGUAGCCAUAUUUGACAUUCUAAUUGAAUUUGUUUGAUGCAUUGUUUCAAAAUUGAGAUAAAACUGGCAUAAGAAUCCCUUAAACACACUUUUAUGUACUUUUUUUUUAUUGGACUAAUUUUAGAUCUUCAACUGAAACUUUUGUUUUAUCAGUCUCUUCAGUAGUAAUCUGCGAAUUGGAUGAAGUUCAGUGAUAUACUGUACAUUGAACACAAAGUGUAUAGUAUAUCUAGUUCAACUGUCAUCAAGCAGCAGUAAGCCUUUCAAAUGAAAUGUCAGGUCUUGAGGUUAUAAGACAUUAAGUUGAGGAAGUAAUUGGGAAGUUCUGGUGUUAGUGGGACAUGAUUAAGAUGUGUUCUACUUUUAUUUAUAGGGUUGUUUUAAAGUGCAUACAGAUCAGCAAUCAAACAGCAAAUAAACUUUUUUUUGGAGCUAAUCAAACUACUUACUCCCUUUUUCAUCCCUUUUUAUUGGGAAAAGCUUUUGCGUUCACUAUGGAGAGGUUUUUUGCAGCUUUGUAUCCACCGUAUAGGACAAUAGUUAGUUAUACAAAAUAAAAGCAAGCCAUGUACUCAUUUGGGUUCCCCCUUACCUAAUCAUAAUACCUUGUGGCCUGUAGGCACAAAUGAAAAGUUUUGUCCCUUGACUGAAGUGGUUAAUUACAUCCUGUGUGCCUGUGAAAUAUAACACCUGUGUUGAUGGCCUUUGAGUCACUAAAUCUAAGAUGAUUUUUGUACACUCCAUAAAAGUCCUGUAUGCAUUAAAAAGUUUCAGAUUUUAAAUAAAAGAAAAAUGUUUUCCCUAAGAAUUUUAAUCUCUUUAUUUUUAGGUGGCUCAUCAGAAAUAGUUUUACCUACUGAGUAACACUGAAUUUUUUAAAAUCACAUUUCUAGUAAGCACUUGCCAUCUAGUAAACUUACUCCUACUCCUACUUUUUGUUGUUGUAGUCGUAUCAAAAAAAGUAACAACCUUUUCUUUUGAAAGAACUAAAUCUCUCAUGGCAAAGAACAGCAGUAUUUGAGGAACAUGAAGGAUACCAACAGUAAUAACAGAUGUAGAUAACAAACUUCAUGUUACUAUUGCUUAAGUCUGAAAUAUGUAGGGUGUCAAAUCAUACUUCCCAUACUUUGAUUAGCAUGUUUUAUGAACUCCCUUCUCCCAUUGUGCUUCAUCCUACUACACGUGCAUCUUUCAUGUUAAAUUACUUACACUCUUGCCCUUGUCCUUCUAAAUUAAUUCUCCAAAGUCAGAGUGUAGCUUACCUUUUACUUAGGCUGUGCAGUAACUGAAGGGGUUUUUUUUGCCAUUUGUCUAAGAUGUCUAGUAUACAAUAUUUCUCUUUUCCUUGCCCUGUGCAGCCUGCUGUUGUCCACCCCCCAAAGAAGGUUAUAUUAACAGUUGAAGUGUACAAGGUGUCUGUGUAUUUUGUGUAGCUAUGGAGUUUAGAUCGAAAUUGCCAGGCACAAAUUUAGUCUUGUCAUUUUGUUUACACAUCAGAAGAUCUUUUUCAUUUUAUUAAACGUUUCAUGUAACUGCACCCAAGUUUUGCCAAGCUGGAAACUUGGAACCUUUCUGUAUAGUGACUUUUUAAUUCUAAUUUUCAUAACCUGGAGAUCAGACUGUUGCUUUCGCAUGAUGUACGUAGUGUCUCAUGACUGGAGUUUGCUUUGUUUUAUAGUAUCUGUACUCCUUGUAUUUUUCAAGAGCUAUUUUGUAAACAGAUGAUGUAUUUCUCCAUUGAAAACACAAUAAAAAACAGCACAAUCCCAUAGUUGUCUGCUUUUUCUGAAUGUAUAAAAUUGAUUUUGCUCUCUUAAUUCAAACUUGGCUCUUAAAUUUUCCACAAAACAUGGUGUGGCUUAAAAGAAAUGGUACGUAAACAAAUGUUCUCUAAAUAAACAUGGUGUUAAAUAUGGGAAGCGGGAGUAACACUCAUCUGGGUGUUGAGUUCUAGUCUGCUGAAAGAAAAGGUUGUGGAUUGUACAGUGGCA